UUAUUCGAUUAUCUGGUAAAUGAUUUGUGUACCAAAUACAGGAACUAAUAACCUUUAAAUUUCGUUUGAAAAAAUACUUGUAAAUAUUCGUAUUGAAAAUUAAUAAAUGACUAUACUUCCGAAAACUUUAUUCCAGAGAAAUAGGCUAUGUGCUCUAUUUACAUCAAAGCAAUAUUUAAGUUCAAGUAAGAGGAAUCAGUCAAAAUCUGAUCAUCAAGCCAAGAUGAUGGCAAGAGGGUUACCUGAAAAAAAACCAAUCGAAGGCGUUAAGCACAUUAUACUUGUAUCUUCUGGUAAAGGGGGUGUAGGAAAAAGCACAGUAUCAGUUAAUCUAGCAUUAGCACUAAAACGUGUAAAUCCAUCUGGGAAUAUUGGCUUGUUAGAUAGCGACGUCUUUGGUCCUUCCAUUCCUCUUAUGAUGAAUCUUUCAGAAGUUCCUUUAGUAAAUCAAGAUAAAAUGAUUGAACCAUUGCAGAAUUAUGGAAUUAAAUGUAUGUCAAUGGGAUUACUCAUUGAACCUGGUGCUGCAAUCAUAUGGAGAGGUUUAAUGGUAAUGCAAGCCCUACAAAAAUUAAUGAGGGGAGUAAACUGGAAGGGAAUCGACUAUCUUAUAAUUGAUACACCACCAGGAACAGGGGAUACACACCUUUCUUUGAUACAAAACCUCCCAAUAUCAGUUCUUGUUACAACUCCCCAAGUUGCCGCCUUAGAAGUAACAAAGAGGGGAGCAACAAUGCUUCACAAAUUGUCGGUUCCAAUUAUUGGAAUAAUAGAAAAUAUGAGUUCUGCCAUUUGUCCCAAAUGUAACACAGAAAUAUCUAUUUUUGGUAACAAAACUAAGGAUUUAGCUUCUGAAAUAAAUUGUUCAAUAUUAGAAAGAAUACCUUUAGAACACAAUAUUUCAGAGAGCAAUGACAGGGGAACACCUAUUGUUGUAGAAAAUCCUGAUCAUGCUACUUCCAAGUCUUUUAAUAGAUUAGCCAAGAAUGUAAUUAAGUUUAUUGAAAAUAAAUAAAAUUGAAAAUAAA
Harmonia axyridis is the source of this 1028-nucleotide messenger RNA. RefSeq names its product iron-sulfur protein NUBPL (gene Nubpl). Gene Ontology annotation, molecular function: 4 iron, 4 sulfur cluster binding; ATP-dependent FeS chaperone activity; ATP binding. The record is from RefSeq and is a predicted model, not a curated record. Gene Ontology annotation, cellular component: mitochondrion. NCBI's taxonomy places the organism in Eukaryota, Metazoa, Arthropoda, Insecta, Coleoptera, Coccinellidae. Bases 107 to 1015 code for a protein of 302 amino acids. Gene Ontology annotation, biological process: mitochondrial respiratory chain complex I assembly; iron-sulfur cluster assembly. The transcript is spliced from 5 exons.